CCCGAGUUUACCGCCAAUCAUGCACAGGCUAUGUUUUCCUACGAAGAAUCGCCAACCUAUGAUGAUGAGUCGGUCCAUGCGACGUGGGCUGCCCAGCGCGAGGCCGAGACCAAGUCUGCGCCCUCGCUGGACCACAUCAAGGGCGAGCACAAUCUUCGUGUAUUGAGUGGAAGAUGCGACAAUGUCGACGAGCUCUACUCUUGGGUCCGCAGCACCGUCGCUGCGGCGUUUGCCCACUGCGCUGCCGACGACGUGAACAAGCUUGCCACAGGCAUGGUCGCCCGUCGCUCGGCCGUUCUCGCCGCUGCCCAACACGCGCUCAUCAACUACAUCCGCCAGAACUGUCUCUGGGGCGCACACAUCGAGCGGCCGGUCCUCUCAUGCCCGCUUGGCGGCGAGCCGCUGCCGCUUGCCCUCGUCAGCGACGAGACCAACGCCAUCACCGCCCUCGCUCUUGCUGUCGACGACACCGUCCGCCUUGACACCGUCGCCCGGACCCUCGCUUAUCUCGACGCGGUUGUCGACACCAGCUUCGAGGUCUUCCGUCUUGACAUCGGCCGCCCGACCUCGUCAAACGUUUACAAGUACGAGAUCUCGUCGCGCGUUGUUGUAGCUACCUUUUCCAUCAUCGAGCGCUGGAUCGCCCACGACUUCUGCCCACCCUCGCUCCUUGCCCGCAUUGUCCUCCACUUUGUCCGCCUCGCCCUCGACUCCCGUCACGUCUCGCUCCUUGCCCGUGUCGUCCUCGUCCUCCGCACCCCCCAGCUCGCCGCGCUCAUUGACCCGGUCAUUGCAAGCGCCUCCGACGACCUGGCCGCUCUUGUCAACGGCCUUUUCAACCCGCCGCACCGCGACGCCCCAAUCCGCUUUCCCACAAAGGGCACUUCGGAUCCGCUCCUCUGCUGGACCCACUGCUGGCUCAACGCCACCGUACCGGCCUGGUCGUUGCAGGACCCGGCAGUGGCAGAGCUCGAGGUCCCUUACUCGGCCGACCCGCUCCCGCUCGUCGCCCCCUUUCCCCAGCCCGGCGUCGACCCCUUGCCCACCUUUUCGCCGCCGACCAACCAGGCUCGAUUCGGCGCCGCAACCGCGCCGCCCGUCCACGAGUUUGCCUCCCGGCCCUCGACCGCCUGCACCGCCGCCGGCUUCCUCUACACCCACUCGCAUCAGGGCCUGAGCAAGAUCGGCACCGGCCACCACGGUACAGAGCUCAUGCGUCUCUACGCCUCCAACCUCCACUUUAAGCUCGCCGAGCGUGGCUCGCUCGUCGCUGCCGGCGACUGGCUCCUCUACCGCUCGCCAUCCAUCGCCCCGGCUCUGUUCUGGGUCAUCAGCCCGCGCUCGCUCCGCGUCGUAGGCCGUGUCUUGCCGGACGGCUCGGGCUCGUUUGCUACCGCAAACCUCUCCGCCGUCCUCAGCCCUGACGCGCCCGACGCCCGCUCCCCAGUCGCCGCCUGUGGAAACGUUGUUGUUGUCCUCCACGCUGCGCACGAUAACCCUGCCGCACUCGCAGCUCAUCCCAUUCAGACCCAUGGCCUCCUCACUACCUGGCAUGCCUCAGUGGUCGGCGACUCGCCCGAUGCCGCCCUCGACGAUCCACUCACGUUCCUAGUCCUCCGCAAGGUCGGCGAGCACUUUGUCGUCAAGUCCGUCACCCGCACACCUCCACCACGCUCCUGGGCUUCCGCCACCGAUGCCCGACACGAGUGCAACUCGCCCGUCAUCGUCGCUCCGGGCGACUACAUCGGCGUCGUCAUUCCCAAGGGCGAUUCUAUCCAGCACGACGACCUCUCCGCAGACGGCUCCAUCGUUUACACCACCGCGGUCCCCAAAGACCUCGCCCUCGGCACCUGCAUCCAUCUCACCCUCCGACGCUCCAUGUCCUUCUCUUUUGCAGCCUCUAUUGUGCCGUCGCCCGACAAACCGCUGCCAGCCAUCGACUCGCCGCUCGACGCCUCGGUUCUCGCCCUCUGCGGCCUCUACACCAACGGCGACGAGCUUGCCAUCAUGCUCCCACCCGCCGAGGCCUCGCCGCCGCCCAAGGGUACAUCGCCGCACGUGUGUGUCGGUUAUGUCUUUUCGCUCGCCACAGCCUCCGAGUCACGCCACUUUGUCCUCGGCUCGCCCGUCGAGUUCCCGGCUGUCGCCUACGACCCCGUCGAUGACAUCCUCUUCUCGUGCUUUCUCUGCAACGGUUCUGUCAACGCAUGGGGCAACCAGGCACACCUGCUGCCACGCCACCUGGCACCGCCCCAGCCGGCCAUCCCCUGCCUCGACUCCACCGCCGCCCUCGCUUCGUCGCUCAUCCGUGCCAUCGGCUGGCGCUCGCGUGUCCUCCGCCGAACACGCUCCCGCGACCGCUCAGGUCCCAUUGUGCUCGCUUGCGCCCGCGAGCUCUCGCGCGAUGCCAUCAACGCCCUCCUCGACCUCGCGUCCACUGCUGCUGACCCCACAGAUCUUGCUGCCGCGCUCGCCGCUCUCGCCGACAACAUCUCGUUUGCCGCAGACGGCCAUCUCAUCGACUGGGCCGUUCUUCUCGGCCCAAACUUCGAUGUCAUCGCCGACGCUGCCCGUGCCCUCUUUUGCGCCCCGGGUGCCCCGGUCACUCGCGACAUCCUCGCCGAUGCACUGCCGCUCCUCUGUCACACGCCCGCCCUUGCCGCCGACCUCGUCUGCGACGCGCUCGCCGCCGACCCGGCCUCGCCAAUCAUCGAUGCCUUUGCAUCGCUCUCCCGCACCACUCUCCUCACAGGCCCGAUCCUCGAUAUGUCUCGUCCGGCGCUCAUGCGUGCCCUCCGCGCCCUCGUCGACGCUGCUGUGCUUCCCCACGCCCCGCCUGGUCCGGCCCGCCUCCUCGCCCAGCUCUCAGCCACACUGUAUGCUCUUGGCGCCGACCAUGUCGUCCACAACACCCUUGAUGCCAACUCGCGGACUGCGUCGCAGGAGGCCGCCGACACUUCCCGCCUUGUUGACCUCCUCAACUGGAUCCUGCCGGGCUACAUCACCCCGCUCAUGAGUGCCAUCGCUGCCUUGUCGCCAUCCGCCAUCGAUCUCUCGCCGACCUCGCUCGCCGCCACUCUCGCCUUUCCCGCCAUCGCUUCUCUCACCGCCCUUCUCGAGCACGGGGAAGCCGAGCUCGCUGUCGCCUCUGCCGGCGACGCCCUUGCCUCGCUUGCCACCGCUCUCGGUGGGCUGCUUGACUCUGCCCGCGCCUCGCUCGCUGCCCAAGGCAUACCGCUUGACAUCGGCAUCUUGCCCGAUACACCCUGCCGCGCCCGCCGCCGCGUCAUCGAGUCCAAGCAUCCGUACCUCCGCGUCGAGUCUCGUAUGGUCAUCGACCAAGCGCCUGCUGAGCGCAUGACCAUCGAGUUUGAUUCUGCCUCUGCCCUCGACUCGGGCGACGAGCUGCAGAUCUUCACCCGCGAUCACAAGACGAAGAAUUUUGACGUACUUGUCUCCUCUUUUAAUGCAGACAUGUCGCCGCCGGUCCCGUUCGUUGUCCCGGGCGAGGAAAUGUUGCUCGUCCUCAAGACCACUGCGCCACAGCCUGACUCUGACCCGCCGUCCAAGGCCUCUAAUUAUGGCUUUUGCCUCGUCAUCACCCCGCACGAUCCGGUCGCCAACGUCCACUCAGCCCGCGAGGCAAGCAUCGUCCGCGCCAUUGCCCAUCUCCACACUCGGCUAUUGGCCACUCUCUAUGCGCCGCGCGACGCGAGCUCGGCAUCGCUCCGCAAUCUGGCCCCCGGUGCCAUCUCUUGGGCCGAUGCCGCGCUCCUGCACGGCGGCUACGUUACUGAAGCCGCCUCGGAUGCCGCCGACGACCUUGCCGCCCCGCUGCGCGACUCGCAGCCCUGCUCUUCCGCCGCUGACGGCUACACCCAGUUUGUUUGGGCCAUUGCUCGUGGCGAGCAAGUCACAGACUCCUCCUCGCAUGCUGUCGCCGCCGCUGCCCGCUUCUGGGACGCUGCUCAGCUCGCGCUCGCCUCCGCCACCUCCAGCCUCCCACUUGACCGCUUCGACCCGCACGCCAUCCUCCGCCGCGCCGUCCUCGCCGCCUUUCUCAAGCACACCGCCCUUGUGGCCGAGGCCUACGCCAUCGGCGCUGUCGCCGAGCCGGGCCUUGCUCCAGAGCUUCGUAUGCAUGCUCCCAAGGUGCGCAAGCGCAAGGUCAAACUCUCGGUCUCAGUCCCCGCCCCGGUCACGCCCGACGCUGCUUCCCAGUUUUCGCCGCAGUUGGCCGCUGUCGUCCAGGCUGCAGCCGACGUGGUAGCCUGGGCGUUUUACGAGCGCCGCUCCCGCGGCGAGGCCGCCGACGCUGACACCGUCGUCGCUGGCCUCCUUGCCAAGGCCGCGCUCCUCCUCCGCUGCAAUCCAUCGGUCGGUGCCGACCGCAUGGCAGGCGGGCUAGGCUCAUCCGCCACCAGCUCCUCGUCUGCCAUUGAUGUCGCCACCCCGGCUCCGGCCUCGGCCCAGCUUGCGGGCUCGUCAUCUGUCAAGGCCUUCCUCAAGCAGUGGAAGGCCGCCCGAGUCUCGUCGUCGCUCCUUGCCUCAACCAUGGCCGCCGACGUCGUCCUCUUCCUCAAGGCCGACAUCGACGUCCCCGACCUUUGCGCACGCCUCGAGCAGCGCUCGCGGUUUGCUCGCGCCCGCGCCGUUGCUCUUGCCGAGCUCGCCCGCUAUCUGAACAAUUCGGGCGAGGUCGACGACCUGGCCCUUGAGGCGCUCCACGCCUUUGCCCGCGCCCUGCACCGUGCUCCGCGCGCCCAGGGCCGUCUCGGCCCGCACAUGCUCGACGGCAUCCGCGGCUGCUCCGCCGACGCCCUGGCCUCCGUCUGUGACUACAUGUGCACCCUCCUCACCGCCCUCGUGCCCGUCGUUGCCUCAACCUCGGCUGCCGCCCUUCCGGCCAUGCUCUGCUGGGCCCUGCACUUUCACAAAGCCGAUCGCCCGCUCAUUCUCUCGUCAGGCAUUCUGCCUGCGCUGUGGCACAUGGCCUCGGUAGAGGGCGAGCCGGGUCUCCCGGCUGUCGUUGCCUCCUCGCUCUUUCACACCCUAUCCGCCGUCGCGCUCGGCUGGGGCCUCGGCUGGCCUCGCCUCGUCGUCGUCGGCGGACCCGCGCCCGGCGUUUACCCCAAGACCGCCGUGCUUGUCACUGCCUCGGCCGCGUCUUCGUACGAGAAGGACCUCUUCAGCCUUGUUCUCUCCUCGCUCGUAGGCGCGUACCAAGACUGGCGGGCCGCCCUCAAGAGCUCGCCGGCUGGAAUCCCCUUCUUCCUCGAGCCUACUCCCUACAACCUGGACGAGCUCACGAGCCGGGCUCCGCCCGACGUUGAUGCCGACGCCGAGGCGACAUGGAUGGCCGUCCACGCCGUGCCGGCCUUUGCCGCCCCGCGUGCUGGCCGCAGCGACGCUGAUGCCCUGCCCGAGGGCGGCCACGCUGGCUUUGACCAUGACGCCACCGCCGCCCUCGUCGCAGACUCAGACCGAAGCCUCGUUUGCCAGGCCGCCCUCGUGGUCAAAGGCCGCACCGACGCCGAGCUCGCCCCGCUCAUCGACCUCAUCACAGAUGUCAUCCUCCCAACCCGCGGCGCUCUCGCCGCCGCCGGCACUCUCGACCUUGUCGCCUCGCACGAUCCGCGGGUCAAGGCUGCAGCCUCGCUCUACGCCUCGACCUCGCCGGCACUCGCCGUCGACAUCCUAGUCGCGUCAGCAGACAUUGUCGCUCGCGAGCGCCAGUCAUCUGGAACAUCCAACUCGGCCGUCUCGGCCCUCGAGGCGUUCCUGAACAUGACCUUGGUCGACGGCUCGCUGGCCGGUUCAGAGAGCUCCUCGCGCAGGCGCCGCGGAGCCAAGUCGCGAACGGCCGACGACAGCAUCGUCUCGCCUCGCAGAUUGAUGUCAGAUGCGCUCGUCACCAUUGGCAACAGUGUCACCACUGGCGCACCGGUUUGCGUCCAACAGGUCCGUCUCCGAGCCACCAUCAACACGCUUGCCGGUCUCGCCCGCGCACCCAUUGCCGCCCACUUUCUCGCCCGCUCGCCUUGGCUCGAGCUUGUGCUGGCUCUCUUCUGUGACACUGAUCUGUCGCCAGCCACUCGUGCUGCCGCUCUAGCCGUCCUCCGGGCCGUCCUCAUCUCCACAAGCCCGGCCAUGCUCGUCGACGAUGUCCCGUCCGCAUCGGCAGCUGUCGCACGUGCCGCCGUUGUCCUUGGCUCACCCGAUGCGAGCCUCUCGCCGGUCGACCCGGAGCCACAGACGCACACCAGUCACGUCACUGUCUGUGAGCUGCUCUUGCGGACCGCCUCGACGCUGGCAAGCGGUCGUGACACCUCGUCGAUCACCGCCGCUGGUCUGCUCGAGCCGCUCCUGGUUGUCCUCCGCGAAUUUGCCGCCGCCAGCCCAGAGUGGUGCGAGCACAUUGUGCGCCAGCUCCGCGAGUCGAGCUCGAACCCGCUCGUUAUGCUCUAUCUCCUCGCCCACGCCCCGCCGUCACUCGCUAUUGGCGCUCGGGUCUUUGUUGCCCCGCCGCACGUCAUCUCGGGCAUCGUUGUCGCCUUUGGCUACAAUCAUGAGCUCCUCGUUUGGUCACCGGCGCCCAACGACGACCAGCCGAACGCCUGGUGGGUGCCCAUCGAUCUCGUGACCCCAGAGCCACCGCUCCGCAGCUGUUCACCCGGUUCGGCUGCCCUUGCCCUUGCACUGUGGAACGAUCCCGAGGUGGUCCAGAUCGUGACUGCCCUUGCCCUCGCGCCGCCGACCCCGGUGCUGGCUGACAUGGAGCGCCGCCGCGCCGCCGUCGCCGCCGUCGCCAACCUGGUCAGCCUCGGUGCCGAGGCUCCCGACCUGGCGCUGCCGGCCCUGCAAACCCUCCUGCGCGUCGCCCUGAUUCCGAUGCCGCUCACCCGCGUCUACACCGCUGCUGAGCUUACCCAGGCUGCUACCGCCCAGCUCUGGGCUGCGCGUCACGCCGCCGUCAAUGCACCGACGCUCCUUGGGCUCAAGAUUGACGGCAGCCCGGCUCAGCUCACGGUCCGCGGCGUCGCAUGCCCCACAGCAAUGUUCCGCAACGGCCACUGCCUCACUCCGCCCACUCCCAGCGAUCUGGAGCUCUUUCGGUCCGCGCUCACGUCGUGCUCUCUCGUCAGCUCGGUCGCACCAACCGUGCCAAGUCCAGGGCACAGUGCCAUUGUCCUUGCGCCACAGGCUGACAACAAGGUCGCGUGGGCCUCGCUCGCAACUAUGCUACAAGCCAUGGCUCGCCGCCAGCCGUGCGCUAUCGUCGUCCUUCUUGGUAUCCCGCUCGUAGUCGCUACCAUCACCUCGCACGGGCCACAGGUCGUCGCCGCCACCCUCGAGCGUGUUCUCCGUCUCCACCAGGCGCCGCCCCUUUCGCUCCACACCCUGCCUCCCUCGGCCUCUGUCGACAAGGGCAAGGCCGAGGCUGGGGACGCCGAACCAGUCGAAGUCGCUCCCUUCCCGUCCGCCCCAGAGGCCAGGAAUGGUCUCCUUGCGAGCGAGCUCGCAUCGCUCGCGUUCUUUGACCCCAAUCUUGCGUAUGGCUCCAACCAGCAGUCAGCAGCUGUCCUGGGGGCGGGCCAUGUGCCGGGGUCUGGUGUGUUGGACGCGAUGUCGUCGGCCAGUAAGUCGGACCUGUUCGCCCUCGCCUCUGGGGCUGCUGAUAAUGUGCGAGCGCUGCCCACAUCGAACACCUCGUCGUCCACGGCGCUGAACGCCAAGGAGCGGGCGGCACUGGUAGGUGCGCUCCCGCUGGCGCGGCUCCUGGGCGGCCUCACCUUUUGGUCCGCCCGGUCCGGAGUCGUCGCUGCACUUCGUGCACUCGGCACACUUGACCCCCAGGCAGUGGCGGAGACUCUUGUCCAUGACGACCUCCUUCGCCUGCUGCAGAUGGUGGCUGGUUCGUACAACGGGAUCGGCUCUCCAGUCGACGCCCAGGAGCUGCAGGACGCGGCGGCCGCGGCGCUGCGGGUCUGGCUGGCUGGCGCCGCGCCGGAACCUCGCGCUGUGUUUGUCAAGAGCGUCUCCACGCUGGUGGUCGGCCACAUGGGGCGGGCACAGGGUGCAGAAAAGGCAAAGUCCCUCCCGCCCACAAACAUCAACCCGAACCGGCUGGCGUUUACGGUGCCCAAAGGCGGGCUUGGCGUGCGCCUCUCGUUCCCGCCCGGCCUCGCUGGCUCCUCGAUAACCGUCCACAACCGCGACGGGAGCCAGACUACGGUCGCGUCCAGCGAGCCGGUCCUCAUUCCCGCGUCUGCUGGCGACAUGUACGUCAACAUUCAACGUGCGUCUGCCGGGCUGCCUGUGGCUUGCCUCACGACGCUGCCGCUCUGCAACGAGCUCGCCACCCAGCCCACACUGGACAUGGUGACCUGGGCGGUCGAGCUUGUCGGUGAUGUUGUCGACGUCGACGCCACCUCCCGGAUUGUCGCCGGCAUGGCCGAGCUGGUGGUGGCUGGUGAGAUGGCGCCUGCGCUGCGGCUGCGGAUUCUGCGCGCGCUCAACUCGCUCCUGCGUGAUGCAGAUGUCGCAGGCUCGACUGCGGUGGCAUCGUCGCUCCUCCGCUGGUUCCCGCACAAGAGCUGGCAAGCCCUCUUCAGCGCAUUCAUGGAGAGCGGAAAGGUGCGCGGCAUCGACGGUGCAACGCAGAUCCCAGACGUGCUGGGCAUGGCCUCGCCGUUUGCGCGCGCGCUCUGCGAAGCCUUUGUCGCCCUCCGCAAGCUGCGGGCCAGAGUCAAAACCGGUGCACCUAACAUGGACGUGCCCGACGUGACCGGGGCCGAUGCCGCUGAUGAGGCUCACACAGAGAUGCUGGUCAGUGAUGCGGCGAGGCCCAAGGCCGCUAGGAAGGUCCGCACCCACGACGUGAGCUCAUUCAGCGUCUCGGCAUUUGCGCCUACCACCACCAUGGCCCGAGUCCAGGCCUCGUCUGCUAGGUUCUCGUCGCCGAGUCCAAGCCCGAGCCCGGUGCCCAGCCUCAGCCCGAGCGCUGGCGCCACGUCUGAUGUUCUCGGCUGUGAUCCAGAGCAGGCCGACUCGCCGAGCGCCACGCCCGAGUCGCCGGUUCUCGACUACUGGCUCGGUCUGUCCAAAUCGGCCCCGCACGAGGGGCCUGUGAUGUUUGACCAGCUUGUGCGGUGCGUGGCGCUGCUGGAUGGGCUUGCGCGCGGGGACGAGCCUCCUGCUGAAGCGCUGGCUGCGGCGCGGGCGUCGUAUGUCGAGGCAGCCAAGGAUGACAAGCUCGACGUGGCGCUGCGAGUCGACGACACGCUCAUGCAGAUGGAGCCGGGACUAGUGGCCAAGCUGGCGAGUGGAGUGACCCGGCGUGCCAACGCGGGCUCGCUCCCGGGCUCGCGCUCGGUCUUUGUCAGCUCGUCGUCGACGACCGACGGUUACGCCAUCGAGCUGGGCAAGGCGCUGGUGCUCCGGGCGGGGGCAAGUGGUGCGCGGCUCCGCAUCGGCUCGAUCACUAUCGAGCCUGUGCGUGCGUCAGGCACUCCGGAGCUGCGGGAAGCGUUUCUGUACCUGGUCGACACCAGCGAGUGCGGCGAUGACAGUCUGCCGGGUAUCAUUACUGAGCUGGAAAGUGCGGCGCAGCAAGGCAUUUUGGGAGGGGCGAUCCAGCGAAUGGCCCCAGUCGUCUACGCUGAACGCUUCCAGGUCAACCAGAGCUCGCUGGUCGUCUCACUCCGGCGGCCGGUCACUGCCGACGUUGCGGUCGUCGUGGCGCGCACCGCGAGACUGGACAAUACCUCGCUCGAGCUUGGAAGGACGCGAGUGGAGUCCGUGUGGAUGGCCGGCCGGGCACUCAACGGGCAUGGUACAGCGUCGUGUGCCGGGCUGGUGGGUGUGGGUGCGGCGGACGCAGCGGCUGCCAUCAACGCGGUUGUCGCCAAGCACUACCCACACGCGACGUCAACCGAGUCGACGUCGGUCCUUGGCCCGACAACGACGGUGGUGGGCGAGCUCUGCGGACUCAACGUCGACCCGAUCGAGGCGGUGGUCACUGCUGCCGAAGACGGGCUCGCGGUGGACUCGGACGCGGUGGUCUGGGUUCGGUUUGUCAAUCUGGUCGCGCUCGCCGCCAUGCAGCACUGCGACGUGGGCCGGGCCGGCGUCAUUGCGCACGCGCUGGCGCGGAUCAAGCCUCUUGUGCUGGCCGACGUGGCGAGUCGGCUGGUCGAGGCUGCGCUGCAGGUAUCACAAAGCCAGACGGAGGCGCACGGGCGGCCGACGCUCACCUUUGACCGGAUGAAGGCGGCAGCCGCGACGACGCUUGACGAGACCCUGUUUGGCCAGCUGGUGACGGCGCUCGUCGACUGUGGCCCAGAGCUGCUUGUGCGGCGCGAGCGAGCGUGGCGAGUCAAGUUUGUGGGCGAGGGCGCGUCAGACGCCGGUGGGCCGUACCGCGAGGUCUUUUCCGGUGCGUGCGCCGAGCUCAUGUCCGCCAGCUCUGUAGUCUCACUCUUUGUGCCAUGCGGCAACGCGGUGUCUGGUUUUGGCUCGAACCGCGAGGCGUUUGUGGUGGCGCCAGGCGCGGUAAGCGACGGAGAGACGCAGGCGCUGCGGGUCCUAGGCUGGCUCAUGGGCCACGCGCUGCGGUCGGGCCUCACGCUUGACCUUCUCCUCACCUCUGUGUUCUGGAAGUAUAUGGUGGGCGAGGAGGUGGGGCGGGCAGACCUCGCGGCAAUGGACCAGAUGUGCUGCCAGUCGCUCGACGCUGUGCGCGAGAUCGAGGCGCAGGGUGUGGGCCCGGAGACCUUUUCCGACGUCAUCGACGACGUGUUCGAGGUCCAUCUCUCGGACGGCACCGUCCGCGAGCUGGUGCCGGGUGGGGCAAGCAUGCCGGUCACCUUUGAACGGCGGGCCGAGUGGGCCGACCUGGUCGAGGCUGCGCGGCUGCACGAGGGCGAUGCCCAGCUCGCGGUCAUCCGCGCAGGCCUCGGGAGUGUGGCCCCGCUCACGGCGCUGAGCCUUCUCGGAGCGGAGCAGCUCGAGCAGCGUGUGUGCGGCGUGCCGCACAUCGACGUCGCCAUCCUCAAGGCCUCGACGGUGUACUCGAGUCUGUCCGAGGCGGACGACGUCGUCCUCUGGCUCUGGCGUGCGCUAGAGAGCUUUGACGACGCCGAGCGCCGGCUAUUCCUCAAGUUUGUUUGGGCCGCGCCUCUCGACGCCGAUGAAGGUCCAGCUCUUUAUUCCGCGCGGGCAUCGGGAGUGGUGACCGGUGGCGAGCACGACACCUUCCUCCCGGUCUCGCACACCUGCUGGUUCCAGCUCGACCUCCCUGCCUACUCGAGCUACGAGGUCCUCCGCGAGCGGCUCGAGUUUGCCAUCCGGCACUGCGCCUCGAUCGACACCGACUUUACCGUGUAG
Molecule: messenger RNA, 11388 nt
Organism: Thecamonas trahens ATCC 50062
Lineage: Eukaryota; Apusomonadida; Apusomonadidae
Product: HECT domain containing 3
Exons: 6
Coding region: 31-11388 (3785 amino acids)
Molecular function (GO): ubiquitin-protein transferase activity
Source: RefSeq, a predicted model, not a curated record